Molecule: messenger RNA, 1611 nt
Organism: Amoebophrya sp. A25
Lineage: Eukaryota; Dinophyceae; Syndiniales; Amoebophryaceae
Source: the annotation of a GenBank genome assembly
CAAAAAUUGAAAUUCAUUCCCUGAUGAACCCUUUGCAUCAGCAUUGUUGAGCAUAGCACUUACCAUUCGAAUUUUUAGAUUGGUGACCAAAGUAACUUGCAUUGUUGACAUGAAAAUAGAGGCAUGAUAGAUGCAAAGUAGUUCUUCAGUAUCAGUUAUCCAAGGAGGAACAAACGCUAACUCAUAUCGUCGUGCUUGUUAUCGCACAACUACAAGACAAAGCAUGCCCCCUCGUUUCCGUUCUCCUCGUCGUCAAGCUCAAGACGCUCCUCAUCGUUUGGACAACAAGGAGUUCACUUUUGGAAAGCACGCUGGAAAAACGUUCCUCCAGGUGUUUCGAACCCAACCUGGCUACGCAACUUGGGCAGAGAAACAGGAAAAUUUGUCUGGACCACUCAAGAAAUUCGUCAAAUAUUGUAAAGCAAAGAAGAAAGCUGCUGGAGGUGGUAAUGGUGGUGGGUCAGGAUCUUCUUCUAGGACAGAAAGUGAAGAAGUGAAAAAGUUCAUACGUGAGCAAACUGAGCUUUUGGGAGGUGGAAAGGCGCUUUACGAUUUGAUCCAUAAGAAUUUGAAAGAGCUCAAGUCAAACCCAUUCUUUAUCGAAGAACAGUGUGCUCUCUUCGAAUGGCGAAGGAAAUUUUUCGACGAACAUUUUGAAGACGGUACUUUCUGAAAUGGCUUUUUGAUGUUAUUUACUAUGCUUUUUAUAUCGCUUGAAGACAAGAAAUUCAAAUUACAGCAGUGCGUUAGCGUAUAACAGUGCGUUUUUCGUGGAAAUAUAUCAUGUGAGUGCCUACUAACUCUGCAACUUCUGCGUUCCAUUUUCUGUACCUGAACCUGCCGAACAAGACGAAAAUUGUGUUGUUUCAACCGAAACACUUCAGGCGCUUGGCACACCGAUGGCGCCGACGACUCCCAUGAUCUUGAUACGAUUCCUUAUAACUGUGCUCAAAAUUUCGAUUACGUGAUGAAAUGCGCAGCGGGUAUAGACGAUUCCGAUUCAGACUUUUCCGACGAUGAAGAAGAUGAUGAAUUCUCGGAUGUAUCAGAGGGACGUGGAUGUCCUCACUAUUUUCCUAACGACGAAUGUGCUUCAGCUACCGCUAACAAACUUUAUGACCGAGACGGCUUCACUAUGCAGGAGAAUGAGGACGUGACUCUGAGUCAAGAGAUCCACAUGAUAAUCGCCAUUAACGGAGGUCGGUUGCGGGAAAACUCGACGUAUCAGAAAGAGUUCACGCAGAUUCGCGCGGCAUUUUUAGAUCCAGCGAAGAAGAGCUCGUUGCCGGUGAAUCUGAAGAAGAAGAUGGAAACAGGGCUUUUCACGGACAGAAGCGAAAUUUUGGCACAUUUGGAUGGAGGCACUUUUACGUUCGGCGAAGACGAGCGAGGCCUCUUGGAAACUAUCAGAGACAGUUUGGACCAGAAGUUUGUGGGCGACGAGUGAAGAUUAGGAAUUGAUAAGAAAUCUUCGAGAAACACUGUACAACUACGGCUUUCGGUAGAGAACACGAGAUUCGGAAAGAUUUUUUUGCUCCCAGAUUGUAAACCACACCUAAUGAAUAUAAGCAACUCAAUUGGAGAUGACAUUACUGACCACGACAAUAUUAG